AUGAGUUCAGAUGAUCAAAAACUCGUCAUAAGUAAAGAUGUACCGUUAGACGAAAACCUGUGCGAAAUUCAAACGUCAUCACAAGAUGAUGAUAUAAGCAAAUCACCCUAUUUGCCUGUUCUAACUGACCAAAAUGAAAAUCUAGAAAAUUAUCCAACAUCAAUAGGUACUGAACAGUUUGCUAUACAAAAAUAUCCCUGUGAAUGUUGUGAAUGCUGUCGAAAUCAUCAUCUUUCUAUUACAUAUUGUUCACCAUCCUUGUUACCAGAUGACUCUGAUGCAGUGCUGAAAGAAGAAAAUAUCCUCCCGGGUACUUUGAAUUUAAGAAUAGUCCAGUCAAUUGAUAAUACUGAACAUGUACUAGCAGAGAAUAAAAUUUCCUUGAAUACAUUAUUUCAACCAGAUGUUGAAACACUGGAUGAAUUAAAUCCUGUGAAUGCGGUGUAUAAUGCAACUGAGCGAAAUGCCCUUUCAAAACAUGAGCCUCCACUGAAUCAGACAACUGCUACAAGCUCUAAAACUAUCCAACAUUGUGAACUGCCAUCUGUUAAACUCACUAUUACAGCUUCUACAUCAAGUCCACAAAAGUGUAAAUUCAAUGAAAGAAAUAAUUAUUGUAUGUGUGGUUGUUCUCUUGUUAACAAGAAUACAAAUAUGCAGCGUGAACAAACAAUCGGAAAUUCGUCUGCAGAAUGUCGAACAGAUAAGGAGUUUUCUAGACAGUACAGUACUGAGUCUAAAGUUCAAUUAUCACAGUCACAACCACCAUUGCCACUGCCAUUGUCAUUGCCAUUGCCGAGAGAAUCGCAGAGAACACCAACACCACCGCCAAGAUCAGAAACACCGACACUGACACCGACACCGCCACCAUCACCACCAUUGUCAAUAUCAAAACAAUCCGAACUAUCGAAAUCAGUACAGACUAUGACGUCGACAACAGCUUUUAAAACUCCAGCAUUACUAAUACUGCCUGAAACAGAUAUACAAAAGUCGGGAGAAUAA
Messenger RNA from Trichobilharzia szidati, 1002 nucleotides. NCBI's taxonomy places the organism in Eukaryota, Metazoa, Platyhelminthes, Trematoda, Strigeidida, Schistosomatidae. The record is from the annotation of a GenBank genome assembly.